This is a messenger RNA of Phytophthora nicotianae INRA-310, 2284 nucleotides long. RefSeq lists its product as hypothetical. Gene Ontology annotation, biological process: cilium movement; outer dynein arm assembly. Lineage: Eukaryota; Oomycota; Peronosporomycetes; Peronosporales; Peronosporaceae. Bases 1 to 2253 code for a protein of 750 amino acids. The transcript is spliced from 4 exons. The record is from RefSeq and is a predicted model, not a curated record. Gene Ontology annotation, cellular component: cilium.
AUGGCUAGCGAGUUUACAGACAUUUCGGGGAACACACCUUUGAAGACUAAUGACAAGCAACCGAAGAAACGUAGUGGAUUAACCGGAAGAAUGAGGCUGCUACCACUUACCGAGACAUCUGCCCAGGGUGCUUAUGAAAUGUAUACGAGUAACAACAGUGGUAAUGCUAUGAAUGGAACUAAAAGUGGCCUCGUUACUCAAAAACUCAAGAAGAUCACGCACAAACGCGAACUCAUGGAGGCUGUACGCAAGGCCAGUACACCGAUAAUGUUGCCAGGACGAGACAGUGGUCUAUCAAGCUCAAACCGAAGUUUACACGAUGGAAAUGGAAGCAAUUCAACCUCAGACACCGAUUCAGGCCAGCGAGACAUUGAGUAUCUGGAAGACGGCGUGCACCAUAACGCUCGCAAAUUCAACGAGCUCAAACUUAUGGUAGAUCGGAGACAACGCGAGCUUCAUAAGCUUUUGGACGAGUUACGCGUUUUACAGCUUGAGAACGAAACUCUCAGCAAAAUUCAGAACCAGGAUACACCCGUGUCCAAGAAAAAUAAUCAGAUUAAGCAGCACAUUGCUCAGUGUACAGCCAGCAUGGAGGAGCAAAUGCAUUUGCGACGACAGCUCGAACACAUGAUUAGGCGUUUGCAAACUACUCAGUUGCGAGUUGACGCACAACUCACUGGUAUGGCCGCAGCCGUUGAUAGUAGCGAGCGUGAAGCCGAAGAGGUGAAGAUGCUCUGUAGACAGCUCGAGGUUGGUAAAAGUCGUGCUGUUCAAUUCUUGCAGGAGGUGCAAUUGCAAUUGCAAGUGGAGCGGAAGGCUCGAGCACGAGAACUUGGAGAUCACGAAGUUCGAGCAAGAAAUUCCCAAAAGAUGGAGACGUGGAGAUUGCAACGAGCUCAAGAGCGUGCGGAGAUGGUAGCUGAGAUGCGUGGAGACUUGUCCGCUGAGGAGGAAGCUCGCUUGUUGAAAUGCAUUGAGAACCGUGAACGGGAUAAGGAGGCAUUACAUGCUGCAAACUUGGUGAAAUCGCAAAAGAAUGCUGACUUUGAGGCCGUUUUAGCUGAGAUGAAGCUAGCAAUGGGGGCCUCUAAUUUACGUGAAGUGGUCGAGAAGAUUGGAGCUCAAGCAGCUACCAGUGUAUCGCUGGACAAGGAGAAAACACAAGCUGAAGAACGUCUGGUAGCAGUACGACAGGAGAAAGAGCAAGUCCUACGAGAACUGAACGAGCUCAAGGCAUCGGGUAUUGGGGGCAUCGAACUCAACCGUGAAGUGUAUAACACACUGGAGAGCGAGAUUCAACAGGCGAAGGCUACACUCAAAGUGAACAAAUCUGCCUACGGACGACUGGAUGGAGUCAUGUCAGCCGUUCGACAGGGAUCAUUCGGGUUGGCAAGACGACUCCAGGCUUUCGACGAUGUACUAGAAACUGGAACAGGAGAAAAUGCUGGUACUUCUACUGUGACCGGAAGUCCAGGAUCUGGGAUGAUCCCAACGAAUUCCAUGUUACAGUUGAUGUCGGGCGGUGAACACGCAGGAUAUUUGAUCACAGCUGAGCUCAAACUGACCAAAAUUCUGGAAAUUGUGGGCCAGUCGAGCUCGUCUGUGAACACUUUUGGUGGAUAUGAUGGUUCUGGUGUCGAUAACGGCAAUGCAGCUGAUGAAAACUCACUAGGUAACAACCCAGAAGACGGAGGUAACAACUCACACCUCGAACUGUUAGAAGACGGCCACACGAUGUGGUCACCAACUACAAAUAAUGAUCCACGUCUUCACGAAAAUAAUAUCCGAGUCCGUCCAUCAACGCGAGCUCUGCCUUCUGCCUCGUUAAUGGCUGCUCGGAUCGGUAUCACUCUUCCAGUUAGUGACGAUGAGCCCGAUUCGGCACGCUCCGAAGCUUCUGCGACCGGAUCGGAUAUUGGAGAACAGAUGAGCGUACUGGUACCGUCGCGUGAUAUUCUGAAAAUGAGCAGUUCUCGCCACUUUGCCGAAGUCAUGCGCAAGAAAGAGUUGGCCGAAAAGCAAAAAGUGGCAGCUGAAAAGGGUAUUUCCGAUGAGGAAAUGAUGGCCAAACUACGAAAACGCAACCAGCUCGAGACGGACGCUCGACUAGCUACGUCUCCAACACGUCACGGUCCAGAGCUUUUCUUCGCCAAAGCUGCUGCAGUAGCCAAGGACAACGAAGUGCCAGGCUCAAGUAUCAACCAAAGUCAACCUUUAGCUUUCGUCACACAAAUGCACUUUAAUGAUCUUUAAGUCAAAAAUUAAAAAUGAAAAAAAACACAAA